This is a messenger RNA of Dreissena polymorpha, 1789 nucleotides long. RefSeq names its product neurotrypsin-like. NCBI's taxonomy places the organism in Eukaryota, Metazoa, Mollusca, Bivalvia, Myida, Dreissenidae. Bases 72 to 1319 code for a protein of 415 amino acids. The record is from RefSeq and is a predicted model, not a curated record. Gene Ontology annotation, cellular component: membrane. The transcript has 9 exons.
CAAAGGCAUGUACAAAUAUUCAUCAACGUUACGAUAAAGGUUUAGUUGAAUUUUAGAAUUGAUAGUUAAAUAUGUUUUAUUUGGGAUAUAUUAUUUUUGGCUUAUGUGUUACACGUGUUGAAAGCACAGACCCAGGUACUGUUCGGCUAGUUGGUGGAGGCACCGAUUGGGGACGAGUGGAGGUUUUUCAUAAUGGCGUUUGGGGAACAGUUUGCAGUACAAACACUAAUCAUCGUGUGGCUCAAGUAAUUUGCGAUCAGUUGGGAUUUAGCAAGAAUGAAAGAUACCGGUUACAGCUAGUGGAUAUUCACAAAGGAACAGGCAAAAUAUGGCUAGAUGUUCGUUAUUGCAACUACGAUACUUUGUCCAUUCAAAACUGUAUCCAUCGCGGUUGGGGAAAUCAUAAUUGCACCCACGACAACGACAUUGGCGUCUUAUGUGCUAGUAAAGUGAAGCGAGGUGUCGAUUGUCCCAGGAUGUUCGCCAGCUUCAACGGCAAAGUAAAGUACAGGCGAAAGGGAUUACGGGCUGAUUUCAAGUGUAAAAAGCGGAUGCGACUACAUGGUUCAAAUAAGCUGAAUUGUCGUGAGGAUGGGACGUGGGACGGCGAACAACCUGUGUGCAUUGGCUCCGGUUGUGUUCCGUAUGACACUAGUUCCCAAUCUCGCCUCAAUACCAAGGACAGGUACAGCGAUGGCUCGUUGAUGCAGUUUUCGUGCACCGGCAACUACCAUCUCGUAGGUGCAGAAGAGGCGUUUUGCAAUGGAUACGAAUUCAGUGCACCACUUCCCUCCUGCGUUGGUAAUUCAAUAUACGUUCGGCUCGCCGACGGAGGUGAAAACUGGGGACGUGUAGAAGUUUUCUACGAUGGCGAAUGGGGAACGGUGUGUGGCGUGUACACGGAUAUACAUUUUGUAGAUGUUCUAUGCGCUCAGCUUGGAAUGAACGAUGGCAGUUUUUUGCAAAAUUUUAGUUUUAAGGAAGGCACCGGAAAGAUUUUGCUGGGCGUUAAGUGCUCCGGUGCUGAACUUCUUAUUGAAAAUUGCACAAAUCUUGGUUGGGACACGCGUUCUAAUUGCAAUCAUAAAGCAGACGUUGGUGUUGUCUGCGACCCUAGAAACUGCGCAAAUCCGUCGACAAUUGCUAAUGGAAGCAUAGUUUUGACUGGCUCAAAAAACUACGGAUCAACUGCUCGUGUAAUUUGUGAUCCAGGAUUCAGUGUCUAUCAAAACUUGACACGCGGAGAAGUGAGAUGUCUUCCACACGGCGAAUGGGAGACCGUUCAAUGUGAGAAGAACGACUAUCAUCGCAUCAUCUAGAAAUUGAAGUGGGCAGAUUCCAAGGCAUUGAUCGUGAUCAGAGACUUUGUCGAUGCUGCAAUAUUUACGUUGUUGAAUCUGAGUAUCACUUCCUACUAUGUUGUGACAAUUAUAGACACUUAAGUUUGAAAUUUAUUGGGCAUAUCUCUUGGCCUACCUUAAAUUUAUUCCAAACUACUAUGACAUCGAAAAAAAUUAAUAAAAUAUUAGGAAUUUGUAAAUACCUAAAAGAAGCUAUGUUAUAUAGAAAUAAUACCCUUACUGAACUAUCUGUUCCUUAAUCCAAAGUAUAUCAACGUUUCGUUACAUAAAUACAUUUUAUAUAUGCAUAUAUAUUAUGCUUGAAUAUUUAUAUGUGUACUUUGUGUGUGUGAUGAUAUUACUUAACCUUCUUUUUGUCUUUGCCAUAAUUAUGUUGUAAAUGGCUAAAGGCAUGUUUUUAUUGCCGAUUGCCAAUAAACUUUGAACUU